GUCUGAAUUCGAGUAUAUUCAUAACAAAAGUUUUGAAUCGCCUUCGACAGGCGAUCGGACCACAUCCAUUAAAGAUGAUGGAAUUACAAUCUGCGCAUGCGCCGAAGUAAAGUUGACGGCGAAUGGGAGGACGUGCUUGUAGCAGAAGUUGGAAGGCUUUUAGGGGCUUGACUUUUUAGAUGAUCAGAAGGAGAACUUGCUUGAAGUCAACUAAAGUGAAGUCUAGGCUGAUACAUAUACAUAUUUUGGGGUUACUUGGGGUUCUGGAAAAGGGGUUAUUCUUGGCGUUUUGGAAAGGAAGUAACGUCGAAUUUACCCCAAAAUGGAUUUGCUGAAGAUUUUGCUAUUUUUGUCUGCUCUGCUGGGGCUGUCUUACGCGGUGACGAUAAAAGUUGGUGCCAUGUACGGCGAGUCGACGCACAUCAACGACGUUUACAAGAACAUUCUGACGGACGCCGCCCAGCACAUCAACCGCGACGGCACCAUUCUCCCGCAAGGCGACGAGAUCGCCGCCGUCCACUUCAACAGCCCCACCGAGGAGGGCUGGGCAAGGCACUCCGUGUCGGUCGGUGUGAGGGCCGCAUGCUCUUUCAUCAACAACAAGGAUGCCCACGCCCUCAUCCUUCCCGACGACAUCUGCCUCGAUUGCCAAGGCGUCGGGUACAUCAUGGGCAACGCGUACUCACCGACCCUGACCACCGAUCAGAGUGCGGGCUCGGGCUCCAUUAAGAUGUAUCCCAUCACCGAUGAGAUGAUUGAGUUGGUCUCGAAGGUCAUCAAGCACUACCGAUGGUCUACCUUUAUCAUUAUGUACGAUGGGGAUUCGGGAUACGAUAUGGUGAAUGCCCUAAUGGGGAUGUCCCCAGAGACUGGGUGGACCGCCACGCCCAUUGCGCUGGAUGGUGAUGACCCCAAUGCCCAGAUGAAGGAUAUCAAGGCGAGAGCUGUGAAGAACAUCGUUGUCUACAUGCACAUUGAAGAGAACUUGAAGAAAGUCGUCGACGCGGCAUAUGAGGAAGGGCUUCUCUUCGACACCUGGCACUGGCUGUUCGGAAAUCCAAACGUGGCCUAUCUGGGAAAGACGUUCUUGGAGACCAAGCUGCGCUACAACUCUGCCUUCCUCACUCGCUUCAAGAUGGAGACGGCGAGUUCUGUCGGAGGUAGCUACUUCACUCGUCGCGCUGACGCAAUCCGCAAGUGGCCGUUCCGUCAGCAAACGACGUACGACUCGCUGCUGGCGGUAGGCCAUGCGUUGAAACAGUACAAGGAGCAGCACAACAACUACCCUCCAUCGGGCCGAUGCGGCAUUACCAAGAGUCAAUUGCUGUCUAGUUUUUCCAAGUUUUCUUUCGAAGGCUGCAGCGGUGAAGUGGCCUUCAAUGAGCACGGAGACAGAGUGAACUACACCAUCAAGAUCUUCGUGGGCAAGAACCAGUACCUUUCCAUAAACACGCUAGGCGUGUUCACACAAAACAUCCACCAUUGGGAGCAGAAGAAUAACCAGAAAUGGCCUGGCGAGCCGGGUUCUAACCUCUACAUGAAGCCUUAUCGUAUGGCAGAGGAGAGCCACAUUCACAUCCUCACUAUCGAGGAACCACCAUUCAUAAUGCGCUACGACUACGAACAGAUCCGGAAUCCCCGUCGAAAUCGCCGUGCUACAGGAGAAACCAUCGACAACGGUCUCUACAUCGGCUACGUUCCAGCACUCCUCGAAGCUAUCAAACACGUGUUCGAAGACGACAUGGGCUUGGACUUCAGCUACAGGCUUGAGCUCCUUGGAGAAGGGAAUUAUGGUCGUUUUGACAAGUCGACUAAAGAAUGGGAUGGCAUGAUGAGAGAUCUGUUCGAUGGGGAUGCUGACAUUAUCGCCGCUGCUCUGACAAAGACAAACAUCCGAGAGGAUUACAUCGAUUUUACAGGCACCUGGUACAAGAGUGACGUCCAGCUCCUGGUGAAGCAUCCAACUUACAUUUGGGAAUACCCUUUCGUACCUCUCUUCCCCUUCAACAUCUAUUCCUGGCUGACCAACUUUCUGGCUUUUGUCGUAGCGAGCAUCCUGAUGUGGGUGGUGAGUUACCUAAACCAGAACGAAUUGCGUGCAAAAGCCUCCAGAGGAGAGGUCCCGAAAGAGGACGGAGAGACUUUCUCCUUCAUCAACACCUUCUAUUACAUGUUGUCCAUAAUGGCAUUUCAAGGAUUCCCCUCCAAAUCGCCACAUUCGUAUACGGGUAGAGUCCUCUCGGGUUUCUGGUUCGCCUACACGCUCAUGAUGGUAUGGUUAUACGUGAGUAGUCUGACGCCUUUAAUGAAAGCCAGCAAGGUGCCCUACAAGAUCCGCAGCCUGUUCGACCUGAACAAACAGGAGUCAUUCGACUUCGGCGUGGUCCGUAAGAGCCCGACGUUCGAUUUAUUCCACCAGGCCACGAAGGGUGACAAGCGAAUCACCUGGGACGACAUCCAGACCGGCGACGAACAGAAAAUCGUGCAGGACUUGAUCGACGGUGUCCGCAAGGUUCGGAGGGACAAUGGCGGGUAUGCUCUGCUCUCCGAGAAGAAGAUGCUGGAAUACGAAGCUCUGCGUUGGCCUUGCGACAUGCUCAUCGUUGGUGGGUACGUGACCAAGAUCAAGUUUCCUCUCGCCGUCCAGUCUGGAUCACCUCUUCGUGAUCAACUCACUUACGCCAUCAAGAAAAUCAAGGGGAACGGUGUCCUGGCGAACAUCACCUCGCAGUCCUUCUAUACACCUUACUGCGAGAAGAUCUACAAGAAGCAGUGGCACAAGCAGGCUAAGAAGAAGAUUACCAGCCAGGAUCUAGCAGGGGUCUACUACCUGAUGAUGCUGGGUGGUGCAGCAACGCUCAUCAUCUUCACAAUCGAGACCAUCUUCUUCUACCUGAGAGGAGGUACCGGCUUCGUUAACAAGAUCCCACCUCUUCGGAGAUUCAGCAGAAGCGGUAGUGAAGGAAUGGCGGCAACCUCCAGACCGCUGCGAGAAAAAGCAGUUCAUCGUGACGAUUAUGAUGAUAGACCUAUGCCCAGGCCUGCCGUCGGGGGCGGUGGUGGCUAUGGGAGAGGAGGAGGACAGGCGAACGGCGGACAGGCGAACGGCGGACGAGACUGGAUCUAGAGUUUUCCUAUCCUGGUCAAGCAGACUACAACAUUUCAACUUAAAGUUUGAUUUCUAUAUCAUUCACUAUCUCUUUUACGUGCGUCGGGUAUAAUUAUUGUGUGCACUCUAUGGUAAAGUGUGGUAAAGUAAAAAUGGCAUCAAGUUUAGGAAAUCAAUCGUAUCUUCUUUAUUACUAAAUAAGAGAGCUUCAGUCAUGUAAGUACGUCUAUCACCUUCCCAAAACCAGGUGAAAAUGUUCUAUGGCUUUAGAAAAUUAAAUUAGUAAUGAGACUUUUGAUCGGCUUUGCUAUAAUUUUAUUUUCGCUAAGUUUUCGCUGUUUUUAUAAUCGCCAAGUUGUCUUUAUAUAUAAUUCUUUUGAACUUAUUCUGGUAUAAAUAUCGAGUGAUAAUCUGAUUCGAGAAUUUCUCAAGUGAAACAGAGUAUCAUCUCACCUCUCAUCGGACAUUGUAGUCAGUGACUGUGUCGUCUUGAUUUCUAUGGACAAGGUGUUUUGUCUUCUGUGGAGUUUGAUAACCAGUGACAGCUUGGUCAAACGCCACAAACGCCUCAGGAGUGGAAACCAGUUUGCCAACAGUGUAGAACGGUAUCGAUAUACUUUGGGGAUUAGGAUUAAAAGAAUUGGGUUUAAGUUCGACAAAUGAUCGCGAUGAUCUGUCCACUUAAAGGGUUAAAUGAUACCCUAUCGAAUUAAAUUUAGAAACAUGAAUGAAGCAGUUAUAAUUGCUUUUGUCAGAUCGUCGGAGUAUCCAGUAAGUUUUCAAUGAUUUAUUGUAUGACUGUUUGAUUAUAGACACUCAUCAGUUACUUCUUGUGUCAAUUUUCAUUUUGUGUUUGUCUGUCAAUGGGUGAAGGAUAACUUUUAAUAAAGAAACAAUAAAUGUUGAAAUAAUGAA
Molecule: messenger RNA, 4024 nt
Organism: Strongylocentrotus purpuratus (purple sea urchin)
Lineage: Eukaryota; Metazoa; Echinodermata; Echinoidea; Camarodonta; Strongylocentrotidae
Product: glutamate receptor 1
Exons: 11
Coding region: 323-3127 (934 amino acids)
Biological process (GO): synaptic transmission, glutamatergic; modulation of chemical synaptic transmission
Cellular component (GO): postsynaptic membrane; AMPA glutamate receptor complex; dendritic spine
Molecular function (GO): AMPA glutamate receptor activity; transmitter-gated monoatomic ion channel activity involved in regulation of postsynaptic membrane potential
Source: RefSeq, a predicted model, not a curated record